GGGAGGACGGCUCGGAGGGCUUGACGACACUGCACACCACACCACACCAGUCCCCACACCGAGCUGUCCCCAUCGCCGCGCGCGCACACUCCCUCUCUCUCACCCAGUGUUCACGAGUCCAGAGAGCUCGAGAGCUCUUGCAGCCAUGGCGGCGGCUCCCCUGCUUCUCCUGCUGCUUCUGGCCAUGUUCACAGCCUCAGAUGCGGCGUUCUGUGUGUGCAAGACGGGCUUGUCCGACCAGGGAUAUCAGGCGGCGAUCGACUACGCCUGCAGCAAGGGGGCGGACUGCGCCUCCACCAAGCAGGGCGGGCCGUGCUACGGCAGCGGCAACAAGGCGGCCGUCUGCUCCUACAUCUGCAACAGCUACUACCAGAUGCGGAGCGGCAUGGGCGCCACCUGCGAUUUCAACGGCGUCGCCACACUCACCGGCAGCGACCCCAGCUCCGGAACCUGCAAGUUCGCUUCCGGCCCCAGCAGCGCUGGCACCGGCGGCGGUGCUGGCAUGGGCACCGGCGGGGCAGGCGCUGGCACCGGCGGUGGCAUGGGCGCUGGGACAGGCGCAGGCGCAGGCACAGGCGCUGGCACCGGAGCAGGCACGGGCAUGGGCACCGGGACGGGGACUAGCACCGGAGCUGGCACCGGCACCGGCACCGGCGCGGGGAUCACGACCCCCGGGGCCCUGAGCCCACCGUUCGGCGGCACGGGCGCCUACGGCCCGUCAGGAGCAGGCAGCACCGACUACAACGACGCCGCCAAGCCGCGCGCCGCCGGGCUGCACGUCGUUGCCGCCCUUGCCCUCGCCACCGCCGCCGCCGCCGCACCUCUCCUCCGCUAGGAGGUGCGCCGCGCGGCACGGUGCCAACUGGGCUGGCGGGCGGGCACGUCACGUCGGCGGUGGCGACGCCUCCCGGCAGCGUGCAUGCGUGCCUGCCUUGCUGGGUUUUGAUCGAUCAGGCGUCGUCAGUGUAGUGGUAGUAGCACGGGGGUUAUUGCUAUUCAACUGACCUAUGUGUCUGUCUCUCUCCUUUGCUCGUGCUAGUGGUGGCCGCCAUGUGUGUGUGGUGGUGCUUUGUACUCCGGUAGAGAUCUAGGGAUUCUUUUGGUAGUUCCGGACAUACGUGUCGUCGAACGUGUUCCUUCAGCCCCCUCUUUUGUUUUGUUCCUUCCUAUUUGUGUUUUAGGCUGUGUUUACUAGAACUAUGCUAGUGUUUGGUGGCGGCCACCUUCCAUGCAUUCAGAUUCUGUGCUCUCUGUGCCUGAGGUAUUUGGUGUA
This is a messenger RNA of Sorghum bicolor (sorghum), 1273 nucleotides long. Its product is annotated as PLASMODESMATA CALLOSE-BINDING PROTEIN 1. NCBI's taxonomy places the organism in Eukaryota, Viridiplantae, Streptophyta, Magnoliopsida, Poales, Poaceae. The record is from RefSeq and is a predicted model, not a curated record. The transcript is spliced from 3 exons. Bases 146 to 835 code for a protein of 229 amino acids.